AAGACAGUAAAAUAUCGAAAACUGUUGUCCGUUUGGGAGGAUUUCAUUUACUGAUGUCUUAUAUGGGAGCUAUUGGGAAGAUUAUGGAAGGAAGUGGUCUAGAAGAUCUCUGGGGCACAGUGUAUGGAAAAGCUACAGUAAGUCAUAUGAUGAAUGGGCAUGCUUAUGACAGAUGUCUUCGAGCAUUUACACUAACAGUAGCAGCUCUAAUGAACAUUGCUAGAGAGCAGUUUCCUGAUAUCCAACACUGUUUUGAUGAAGUUGAUGAAGUAUGUAGAAAAAUUAUUUCAGGAGAAAUGUCAACAAAACAUGCAUUAGAGAACCCCUUGCUAUUAGAAAAACUCAAUCAAUUGGAUGAAUGUAUGAAAACCAUUGAAAAGACAAGCAGGACAGCUAAGUUGUGGCUGCAGCUUUUUCACACUAUAGAUUUAGCUCUUAAUUUUGUGUAUGCUGAGAGGACAGGAGAUUGGAUUAUGCAUUUAAAAUGCACAACAGAUAUGCUUCCAUAUUUCCAUGCAUCAGGCCACUUGCCUUAUGCAAAGUCUGCACAUAUUUAUGCCCAAGAAAUGACCAAAAUAACUGAAAAACUCUCUGAAAAAGAAUUAGAUCUUUUCAUCAACAAGGGAUAUUUUACUGUGAAAAGAACAACAAGAUACUGGUCAGGAACAUGGACAGACAUGUGCAUAGAGCAAUGUCUGAUGAGGCCAAUGAAAUCUGUAGGAGGACUCACUCAUGGAAGGGGAAUGAAUGAAAGUACUGUGAAUAAAUGGAUUCUUGGGACACCAUACUUCAUAAAGAUUAAUGAAGCAUUAGAGGAGUUCUUAGACAUUUCUAUUACCUACAGUGAACAACAUGUUGAGCUGAGAAAGUCAAGAAAACUCAGAGACCAAGCUGAUAUUGAUAAGUUCACCACAUGGUUCAGACAACACAAUCCAUUAAAUAAGGAAUCUGGAGAGCUAGUUUCAUUAUCAUCUGGUUUCAUCAGUGAUGAGUCAGUCAACUGUGACCAAGCCUAUGACAUAGGUUGUGCUGCUAUGAAGACAAUGAUAGCUCUCAAAAAUUGAAAUUGUAUCUUGAAUAUGAACUGUCUUCACAUCCACCAUCUCUCUUCGACAAUGUUUCACUAAGAAAAGGAACUAAAUCAUCUAUCCUGAAAGUGUUUCAAGAUGCUGUAAUAGAGGAAGAAGAAAUUGAUCAAACAAAUUUAUGUGUGAUUAUUGAUGGAGGAUUUCUCCUUCAUUAUGUUCCCUGGCCACAAGACUCCACUUAUGGAAAUAUCAUACACAUUUAUCGAAAAUAUGUUGUAGAAAACUUUGGAGAAAAUGUAACGGUUGUAUUUGAUGGCUAUCCAGAAGACUGUACAACUAAACAAGAAGAGCAGAAUAGAAGAGCAGCAAAAAAA
Molecule: messenger RNA, 1402 nt
Organism: Nilaparvata lugens (brown planthopper)
Lineage: Eukaryota; Metazoa; Arthropoda; Insecta; Hemiptera; Delphacidae
Exons: 2
Coding region: 54-1064 (336 amino acids)
Source: RefSeq, a predicted model, not a curated record